Molecule: messenger RNA, 1863 nt
Organism: Coprinopsis cinerea okayama7#130
Lineage: Eukaryota; Fungi; Basidiomycota; Agaricomycetes; Agaricales; Psathyrellaceae
Exons: 5
Coding region: 1-1863 (620 amino acids)
Source: RefSeq, a predicted model, not a curated record
AUGAGAGCACUUUCUCAGCCAAAGGUAUCGUUGGUCGAGUUGCCUGUUGAAAUCAUCGACUACCUUGGGUCUUUUCUACCAGUAAUUACAUUGAAAUCACUUCGUCUAACGUGCAAAACCAUGGAGACGGCGGUUAGGGCCAAGGCUUUAGCCAAUCUCUGCCUCUACAUCUUCAAGUCGCCGAAUGACUUUGACAAGGCCUUGAAAAGACUCAUAUCAUUGGCAUCCGGCACUUACAGGAAUCUCUCUGUCGUUCGGAAAGUGUACAUCUGGGGCUUCUGGACCACAUACUCAACAAUCACCAACGUUACUGAAACUCGCCACAAACUGUUCUGGAAGAAGACCAAACUGAUAAAGACCGUUAACCCAGCACCCGUUACAACCCAGCAAUGGCCAUCGGCGUCGGACCUUGACCCCGAACAGCCGAUCGCGCUGUUGGCUAGAAUCCUGAACCUGCUAAGAAACGUGAAAAGGGCAGAAUUUCAGUCCCAUGGUGGCCAGUUCAUGUCCCCUCCAGCAUGGGAGGUCCUAUCUGCCUGGAUAUCGUCCUCCCAUUCUCUGAGCACAAUUCGCAUUGGGUCAUCCGACAUGUUGACCUUCAGAAAUCUACCCCAACUCUUGGACUUGGCCGCGCGGAAACAGCUCAAGACAGAAUGGGACCAUGUAGGCCCCCUCUCUGCAGUCCUCGACUACCUUCAUGAUGUGCAAUCUCGAGGGCACAAGCCUGACGCUUGCGCCGACCGACCGAACCUCCGACUUACAUCCAUACGUGCCACCGAUGGGUCUUGUGCAAGUCUUCGACACUUGUGGCGAUUCCCCCACCUCAGGUCGUUACAUAUCAGAAAUUUCACCGGUGCAGAAACUGUCGACACAAGCCAAUCAGAACUGGACAAAUUCUGGGAGGCUCUUACCGCAGAACGUAUCCAAUUAGAAGAGAUUCAUGCGCCAUAUUCAACUUCAUUUCAGACAUACGUUCAAUCCUAUACCUCGACUCUGAAAAAGGUUCGACUAUCACCGUAUCCAACUAGCCUACAGGCGGAGAUGCUCGCUUGGAGAUGGACGAAGCAGGCCGACAACACUCCAGUACUCUCAGACUAUACCAUCUUCUUAGGCCAUUCCCAAACUCUGGAACACAUCGCGGUAAUUGGAGGGACAUGGUCCUUCAACGAAGAACUAGGAUGGAAUCGGAGAGGACAUCCCCUCAACAGUCUAUCUGGGUUUGUUCGCUUGAAUAACCUUUACCUGGCGAUUCAAGCAUAUCGGACCAAGUUGGACCAAGAGGUGCCAUCUCUUCUACAAUCGGUAACGGAAGUACUUCCCGGGCUGCAGGUCCUUGCGCUGAAAAUCCACUUCGAACGACACAUGCGACCGGCGACAGAGAGCCGCCUACCUCCCGACGGACAAUUGGUUGCCAGAGCCAUCGGUAAUUUUCGAUUCGACAUGAAGCAGUUGCCCUGGACUUCCCGCACUACUGGCGUUGUGACCAUGCGCAAUAGAUAUGGAACGCCUCCAGGAGUCAUUUUGGCCCACAGAUACCUUGGAACCGCAAACAAAAAGUGGAUGAACAUGCUUUGGAAGGGCAAGGUGGAUUGGCAGACCAUGGCAUACGCGUACCAUGUCGAUGAAGGAAACCUACUGGGGGACGAAUUUAUCGACAUGCACCACGAUAGGCCUGGAGGAAGAGGACAUGGACCCACCUAUACCGUUGGCCCUGCCGGUCACCAAAACGCGCCUCGCCAGGCUUCCCUCGUAUCUCUGCCAUUAGCUACGCAUGUUGCAUUGAUCGUCGCAACCGCGGCGCCCUUGCACGCAUGCUUUGGUGGCGAGUUCCUAAUGAAACAGGACGUCCCAGAGUGCACGUGA